AAGUAUUUUCAGCAGGAAUAAGUUGAUCUCUGUGAAGACGAGAUUCUUUCAAGAAUCAUUUAAACUUGUGUUUGCUCAGAGUUCAGAGCGAUAUAGCCUUAAGGCCGUGUCACACAGCCUAUACAUACAUUUUGGGCAUAUUGUACGGAUAAUAAUUGUUCAUACGUGAAUUCAUGUGGAAAAGUUGUGGUCUUUGCGUGAAAUGUUCACUGAUAUAUACCGAAUAAACCACGUUAACACCACUGAAGGAGUGUGAAUAAAACAUGCAAAGAACACGUAAGCCAAAGUAGAACAUGAACCGUGCGUGAUUAUUGUGCAGUUCAUAUGCAAUUCAUUAGUGAUUUGUGCGUCAAUUACGUAAUUUUAACGUGAUAUGUGCGGCGUAUGCGUAUGCGAUAUAAAGUUGUACAUUGGUGGUACAUGCAUGUAAAGUCUGAGACAUACGUGGAAUGGUCGUAGAAAGCCACACAUUUGCGAAUGCAUCUCACACAAUUGUGUAAGUUUUACGCAAUAAUUGCAUAUAAACUACGCAAAAUAUCUACGUAAAAAAAACAGCUCAAAACUUGACUCAGGUUAGAUUUGCAUUAAGUCUAGUUGAUCUUUUUAUUCAUGUUAAUAUAUUUAUAACCUACUCCUUUUUAUAACUUGAAGUUUAUGUUCCAUUUGUCAAUUUUUAAUUGUUGUGAGUUUGUACUUUGCUCUACUUGGGGCAUUUAAAAGACUGUUAUAUAUUGUUACAUGAAAAGUUAUAAGUCAAGUUGGUUGAUUGAAGGUUCAUUUGUUGUUAGAGAAACAUAAUGAGUGCUCAAUCUCCCCCAUUUAUUCCUGCCUGGUAUGCAGAAUGCUGCUGACAUUUAGGAUCCAUUGGUUCCCUGCUUUAGUGGCCCUUAAAGUCUAUUUUUGCUGCAGUGUUUUGCUUUGCAUGGUUUAUCAUAGCAGAGUGCGGCUGUGUGUUAUUGCAUAUUAUGGACAUGUUGGCAGGAGAAAAUGGCUUUGUGGACGAGGCUACCAUGAAAUUAGCGGCAUUGGACUUUACGUGACAGAAACUGACAGAUAUAUCUCAAAAGGCAUGCAAAAGCCUCGACGUUAUGCAAAGUUUUACUGUAGUUGUUGGCUCUGGAAGUAACGGCCCUUUCUGUAGACGGAACUGUCUGGUCCAGGAUGCUGAGAAGAGAAUGAAUUCUUCAGGCCAUCCGAGACAUCCACGUGUCUGUGCUGCUGUCCUGCCACGACAGUCGUUCUGCCUCGCCGGGACAUAAUCUGUCACCCCGCCCACCUUCUUUCACCUCUAAUAGUGGACAUCCAACAAGAGAGAAAGGUGAACAGACCCCCGUAAAUAUGCCUGGAUGGAGGUCUCAGUGGCAUCUUGUCCUCCUGAACUCCCUCACAUGUGGCCUGGAGAUCUGUGUGGCAGCUGGGAUUACAUACGUGCCCCCCCUCCUGCUGGAGGCUGGGGUGGAGGAACGUUACAUGACCAUGGUGUUAGGUAUCGGUCCAGUUCUCGGGCUCCUGUUCAUCCCUUUGAUUGGUUCGGCCAGUGACCAGUGCAACAGUUCUUAUGGCAGGCGGCGACCUUUCAUCUGGCUGUUAUCUCUGGGAGUGCUUGUGGCCCUUUUAAUCAUUCCCCACGCUGACAACCUGGCAGCCUUGCUGUCCUGGAGAGGCCAAACUUUUCAGGUUGGGUUUCUUAUCCUUGGUGUGGGGCUCCUGGACUUCUGUGGUCAGGUGUGCUUCACCCCGCUGGAGGCUCUCUUGUCAGACCUGUACCGCGACGAGGAGGACUGCGGCCAAGCCUUCGCUAUGUUCUCUUUCAUGGUCAGCUUGGGAGGCUGCGUGGGAUACCUGCUACCUGCACUGGACUGGAGCAGCGGCGUGCUCUCCGUUUACCUCGGGGGCCAGGCCGAGUGCCUCUUCUCCCUACUCAUCCUCAUCUUCAUUUCCAGCGUGCUCAUCACCAUGACCGUGUCGGAGGAACCCUCUCGGGGCAACGGUGCGGUGAUUUCAGGGUCUUCACUGGAAUCGGGGACCGGCGCGGCAGAGGCCGGCCGCUGUAGCGUCCCUCGCUUGUGCUGUCACCUGCUCAAGCGUAAACCCAGGCUGCUCCAAGCGGGCCGUUUGCUCUGCUUUCUGAGAACUUGCUGGCUUGUGACGCCGGCCAUCUUCCGGAGCUACUGCCACGUCCCCAGGGUGAUGAAGCAGCUGUGUGUGGCUCAGCUCUGCAGCUGGAUGGCCGUCAUGUCAUUCAUGCUUUUCUACACAGACUUUGUGGGAGAAGGAUUAUAUGAGGGUGUACCAAGUGCGUCACCGGGAAGUUUGUCCAGACAGAGAUACGACGAAGGAAUCCGUAUGGGAAGUCUGGGCCUGUUCCUACAGUGUGCUACCUCGACCUUCUUCUCUCUGAUCAUGAGGCGUUUGGUUCGCCGCUUUGGUUCCCGAUGGGUCUACCUGAGCAGCAUGUGGAGCUUCACUGUCUCUGCUUUGGUCAUCUGCCUGUCCAAAAGUGUUGUUUUAGUCACUGCAAUGACGGCGCUUACCGGCUAUGCCUAUGCAACGCUGCAGACUCUGCCUUACACCCUCACCUGCCAUUACCACAAAGAGAAAGAGCUCUACAUGCCAAAGAGAAUUACCAAAAGCAAGCGUGAAAAUGGAAUAACAGCCAACCGGGAUUCUGUGCAUUUGACUGCUACGAGAGAGGAGGAGGAUGAAGAGGAAGGCCUUUUGAACCAUAAAAAGAGGUCGUCUGAUCAGCAGCCCCUCUUCAGCCCGGGCAGUUUUGAACAGCUGAAGAACGGCCCGUCUCUCCGCCCCAGCGCCGUCGAGCAGGAGGAAGCAGAGUCAGGAUUUGAGAAGCGCGGCGUGGGCUUGGACUUUGCCAUCCUAGACAGCACCUUCCUCCUCUCUCAGGUUUUCCCCUCCUUCUUCAUGGGGAUGAUUGUUCAGUUUUCCCGCUCAGUCACUGCCUACAUCGCCUGCUCCGCCCUCUUCGGAGCUGUGGCCAUCUACCUUGCCGAUCACGUUGUCUUUGACCAAAAAGACCUCAGGCGUUGAGACUUGGUGCUACAGAUGGGGGGGUGGGGGGUGCUGGUGUUUGAAUUGUAAAGCUGCUACAGAUAGAGCUCAAGAAUGCACUACUUUUCCACGGAUGCCUCGUGGUCGUUUUUAUGUCUGGUAGGUUUUGAAGAAGUAACUAUCCCAAUAGUUGGGUGAUGAGCAGCGAGCAACUUUACCAACCACCUCAGCCGAUGACUGUAUAUGAGAACUGGACUGAGUGACCCUCUUCCCCAUGUCGUUCCAAGCAGGUAUGGCUCCAAAAAGCCAAAAUGCAAUGGACUCCUAAAUAGCUUUUACUUACUCAGUCAUUUUAUUGGUCAGAAUAGGCAUUAUUGCUCUGCUAUUUUUUUUUUUUAACAUAUUCUUGCUAAUCCUCAUUGUUUUCACUUUUUUUUUAAAUUUAGUGCAGGUUAAUCAACUUCUGAACUGGCCAAUC
Messenger RNA from Oryzias latipes (Japanese medaka), 3487 nucleotides. RefSeq names its product solute carrier family 45 member 3. The record is from RefSeq and is a predicted model, not a curated record. Gene Ontology annotation, molecular function: sucrose:proton symporter activity. Gene Ontology annotation, cellular component: membrane. NCBI's taxonomy places the organism in Eukaryota, Metazoa, Chordata, Actinopteri, Beloniformes, Adrianichthyidae. Gene Ontology annotation, biological process: transmembrane transport.